CCUAAAUCUCUCUCGCUCUCUCUCUCUCUAACACACAAAUUAAACUAAAGAUAACUAAGAAAUAAAAACCCACAACAUGGGAUCACUUGUGGGACAUGUUUUAUCAGGGUUUGCUUUAUUGGCACUUGGCCUAUGGCACUUAUUCAACAACAUAAAACUCUUCUGUCUCCAUCCAAACACCUUCACUUCGUCUCCAUGGUUCCCGAUGUCAAAGCUCAGACACUUGGAGCUCUACUUAAUCAUGUUCUCUUCAUCAGCUUCUAUAUCAAUGGAGCUCUUCAUUGGCCCUAGAAAACACCAUCCCUUUGACUCCGACGGCACCAUCCCAUCGAACCACCUCCACAACUUCGAACAUUCUUCCAUCUCCAUGUCCUUCUUGGUUUAUGCUGUUUUCGCAAUAGUCCUAGACCAAGCACGACCUAGAGCAGCGGCUUCUGAAGGGCUAACCAUCCUAGGUGCAGCCGCUGCCUUCACUCAGCAGCUAUUUCUCUUUCAUUUUCACUCUACCGACCACAUGGGCGUUGAGGGACAAUACCAUUUAAUCUUCCAGCUCAUUAUCUGUGUCUCUCUCCUCACCACUCUCAUGGGAAUUGCCUUGCCCAAGAGUUUUUUGGUGAGCUUUGUGAGAUCUUCAAGCAUAACUUUUCAAGGAGUUUGGUUGAUAUUGAUGGGUUACAUGCUUUACACACCGAGUUUUAUCCCUAAGGGAUGUUUUAUUCAAGAUGAAGAAAGACACCAAGUGGUUAAGUGUUCCACGGAAGAAGCUCUUCAUAGAGCUAAAUCGUUGAUCAACAUUGAGUUCAGUUGGUUAUUCGUUACAAACACAAUAUUUAGUGUGAUGCUAUAUUUGAUCCUGCAUCGUGUUUACGGUGAAAAGGUAGAGUACUCUAGUCUAACCACCAAAUAUCAAACAGAACAAGAUGAUGAAGAACAACAACCCUUCGAAUUGCAGUCGCCUCAGAAAAUGAGUUUUGUCCAAAUGGGUAAACUUGUUGUUGAUCAUGGAGAUAAAAUGUGAGAAAGUUUCUCUGUGGUGAUUAAUGUUAUUGGUUAUGUAUGAUAAAAAGUGGUUAAUUUUAGUUCAAAUUUGUAUGAAGUAAAUGACCAAUAACUAUUAUGGUGAGUUUGUGUUAGUGGGAAAAAUGUGGCUCUUGGCUAAUAUUUUAGUUUAUUUUCUUCAGAUAGUUGCAAUGCGUAUCGUAUGUACAUGGUUGCUUUGUUGGUUGUAUUGUAAAACAGUUUCCGGUUUCUAAUAUAAGUAAGAUUACCA
Molecule: messenger RNA, 1270 nt
Organism: Thlaspi arvense
Lineage: Eukaryota; Viridiplantae; Streptophyta; Magnoliopsida; Brassicales; Brassicaceae
Source: the annotation of a GenBank genome assembly